AAGGAAACUCGGCCGCCCUUCCUUCACCAGCGUUCUCUGCCCAUUAGCGGAGUCAGCGCCUGUGUUGAAAGACCGAAGGGAAGCUUCUUGAAAGGAAUUACUUUCUCCCAAAACAAUUUUUCACCAAACAUGACCUCUAAUUCUAAUCUCUCCAACAUGAGACGCCUGGUGGAACAACUGAAGCUGGAGGCAAGCGUGGAGCGAAUCAAGGUGUCUCAGGCGGCUGCAGAGCUGCAGCAGUACUGUCUGCAGAACGCGGGCAAAGACGCCCUGCUGGUGGGAGUCCCCACAGGCAGCAACCCUUUCAGAGAACCACGCUCCUGCGCUGUGGUGUGAAGAGGAAGAAGAAGUGGAAACAGCAUCUCAGUCUUUGUGACCUUUUUCAUUGGAUGUUAAUUUCAUUAAGAAAAACACAUUAAGUUUUACACUUUUUGUUCAAAUAAAUGUCUUGUUUAACACAA
Molecule: messenger RNA, 461 nt
Organism: Labrus mixtus (cuckoo wrasse)
Lineage: Eukaryota; Metazoa; Chordata; Actinopteri; Labriformes; Labridae
Gene: gng10
Product: guanine nucleotide binding protein (G protein), gamma 10
Exons: 3
Coding region: 130-336 (68 amino acids)
Biological process (GO): G protein-coupled receptor signaling pathway
Cellular component (GO): heterotrimeric G-protein complex
Molecular function (GO): G-protein beta-subunit binding
Source: RefSeq, a predicted model, not a curated record